AUGUUCAAUAAUACCAUGCCGUGCGAGCGCGCCUUCGUGCGACAACAACAACAACAACACACCGCGCGCGGCCUAACUAACCCAGAGAGUCGUGCACGUCGUGUCAUGUCAUGUCAUGUCCUGUCCAUGUCCAUGUCCGCCGUCUCCCUCACCUCCGGUCGUGCCGUAUGCCUGCUUGGCCAUCUCGUUGUCGCCACAGCCACGCGAUUCCAUUCAUGUACCACAGCAGCAUGUGGUUGCUGCCGUCUCUCCUCGCGCGUGCCCCUUACAUGCCAACACACGGUGUGCCCAAACCGUCUCUUCUUCCUUGCCUUGCCUUGCCCUUGGGUCGCAUGUAGUACCUCAUGUACUGUAACUGUUGCCUGCACGUGUUGUGCCCAACCCGCUGUAUGCGUCCGUCUCGCCCGCCGUUGCGCCAGAAUUUCCCGCAGCAAGGGGCGAGCGAGCGAGCAAGCAAGGUCACCGCCCCUUUCCUCCUGUGCCCAGUCCGCCGCGCACGGCAUGUCAUCCCCUCGGUCGUUGAUAUUGCGCCUUGUGCGCGCGCAAAAAGCUGCGCAAGACCAGCUCGGCUCAUUGGACGGGAUGGACGACAACAACCCCCUGCAGGGCUCUGCGACUACAGUACUACCCGAUUCUUGA
Molecule: messenger RNA, 639 nt
Organism: Purpureocillium lilacinum
Lineage: Eukaryota; Fungi; Ascomycota; Sordariomycetes; Hypocreales; Ophiocordycipitaceae
Source: RefSeq, a predicted model, not a curated record